AUGGAGAACGAGGAAGCCUUUGAGGCUGAUGCACAGCUGCUCACCAGAGCUGUCUCGUCAAAUUCUGGUGUUCGAACCAUUUCAGGUGAUAGUAUCAAGGACACAGUCCGAUUGCGUGUCCACGAAACAACGCCGUUACUAGCAGGCCAUGGAAAUGCGGAAGGCUCGGAGCAGAACGCAGCUGGCCAGAGGGCCGGCUGCUGGAGUUUCUUCAGACGACCUCAUGUCUUUUGGUUGUUUCCGUUUCUGCUUCUCUAUAUGCUAGGGUUUGCUGGUGUUGUCGUCCCCAAGAUCAAUCUGAUUCUCUCUCUCGUUUGCAGGGACUAUCUUUCCAAGAAGGCUUCACAGGAUCCUAACUUUACGUAUCUGCCGGUCAUCAUUGGGGAAGACAACCCCCAGUGCCAGGUGCCUGAGGUGCAAUCUCUCGUGGCUCAAUUCCAACUCUACCUCAAUUUGAUUGCAGGAAUCCUAUCCGCAUUGGUCAGUCCGCGGCUCGGUCAUGUGUCAGACCGUUAUGGCAGGACAAAGUUGAUCGCUUUGAGCUCGCUGGGAGCUGUGCUUGGUGAAACACUCACAGUCCUUGUAGCAGCCAGGCCAGAGCAAUUUUCCAUCAACCUGCUCUUAGUAGGAGCUCUACUGGACGGCAUUGGAGGCUCAUUUACCACGAUUUUGGCGCUUGCUACCUCUUAUGCUUCUGAUUGUACUGCCCCAGAAAAACGUAGCGUGGCGUUUGGAUAUCUCCACGGCGCUCUCUUCGUUGGAUUGGCGUGUGGGCCACUCAUUGCAGCGGUCGUCCUGAAGAAGACCGGGGAGAUAAUACACAUUUUCGCUGCUGGCUUGGCUUUCCAUGCGCUAUUCUUCUUCAUGGUUCUGCUCGUCAUUCCAGAAUCGCUGUCAAAGGAGCAACAGCAAGCUGCGAGAGAGAAACACCGGAGGAGGUUCACUCAAAAGGAAACUGCUGGCUGGUUUUCUCCUUCUUGGUUACAGCAUCUGAACCCAAAGAACCUCAUCACACCACUCUCCAUUUUGUGUCCGCCUGUUGGACGCCCCAGCUCUCUUUUUCCGAACCGCAAGGGCGCAAGCCCUGCCCUGCGAAGAAACAUCAUACUUCUUGCUGCCAUCGAUACAGUCGUAUUCGCUGUUGCCUUAGGCACGGCCCAGCUUGUGAUCAUUUAUGCUGAAUUCAUGUUUGGAUGGGGAAAUGUCGAAUCCAGCAUCUUCAUCUCGAUCGUCAGCACUGUGCGCGUGCUCGUUCUUUUCUUGGUGCAUCCUAUCGUCACACGCAUCUUCCACAAGCGUACCGCCGAACAGCGCGCUAUCCCCGGGUCCAAUAGGGUGGAGCUUGUGGUUAUACAGAUAUCCAUCUUUUUCGAUUUUCUUGGCUAUGUGGGAUAUACGCUUGUACGAAGCAGUGCGCUCAUGACUCUUUCGGGCAUUGUCGCCGCUCUAGGAAGCCUAGCUACGCCUACGCUGCAAUCAUCAUUGACGAAACACGUGCCCCGUGAGCGAGUCGGGCAAAUACUCGGUGCUAAAGGGCUCUUGCAUGCUCUGGCUCGAGUGAUCGCGCCUACUUUAUGCAAUCUCGUCUACAGCCUGACAGUGGGCAAAUUUACUCAAACAGUCUUCGUUUCUCUGGCAGCUGUGUUUUUCUUGGCGAUCUGCAGUAGCUUCUAUAUAACACCAAAUGUAUCCAUUGACGAGUCUCGGCCAGGCAGUCCUCUACAUGAGGCAAACGAAGACGGAGAAUUGGAUGAGGACACUCUCUUACGGUCUUAG
Molecule: messenger RNA, 1776 nt
Organism: Aspergillus fischeri NRRL 181
Lineage: Eukaryota; Fungi; Ascomycota; Eurotiomycetes; Eurotiales; Aspergillaceae
Product: putative tetracycline-efflux transporter
Exons: 3
Coding region: 1-1776 (591 amino acids)
Biological process (GO): transmembrane transport
Cellular component (GO): membrane
Molecular function (GO): transmembrane transporter activity
Source: RefSeq, a predicted model, not a curated record